This is a messenger RNA of Puntigrus tetrazona (Sumatra barb), 574 nucleotides long. RefSeq names its product T-cell immunomodulatory protein-like. The transcript has 5 exons. The coding region runs from base 59 to 574 and encodes 171 amino acids. The record is from RefSeq and is a predicted model, not a curated record. NCBI's taxonomy places the organism in Eukaryota, Metazoa, Chordata, Actinopteri, Cypriniformes, Cyprinidae. Gene Ontology annotation, cellular component: plasma membrane.
AUCUUUCUGUUUUUCCUCAGACGGUGAUGGCUCUCAAGACCACCUGUUGCCGGUCUGCAUGGAUACUGAAUGUAAAAGCAGUGCAAUUUACCUGGCCAGGCCUGGAGGGACAGAGUGGGUGCCGGUGCUGACGGACUUCAAGAGGAAGGAUUCUGUGUGGGGAUUUGUUUCUUCAGACAUUCCCAUCACUCUGCACUUAGGAGACUACAACAUGGAUGGCUUUCCUGAUGCCCUUGUCAUUCUUCGUAACACCAGUGCUAGCAGCACACAGCAGCAGGCGUUCCUGUUUGAGAAUGUGCCGUGUAAUAACGCGAGCUGUCGGCAGGCAGGCCGCAUGUUUCGUGUGCACUGGGAACAGUCAGACCUCAGUGCCAUCCCCAAGGCUGUUGUGGCCACUUUUUUUGACAUCUAUGAGGACGGUAUAUUAGAUAUGAUCGUGCUCAGCAAGGUGGAAGGAAGGGAGGAUCACGUCAUCCACGCUUUGAAGAACAACUUCGAGGCAGACGCUUAUUUCGUAAAAGUGAUCGAUGUGGUGUUUAAUGAGACUGCUGUAAGCCAGAAUGUCUGGCUCUGA